GACACUGCAAGCCUCUUUUGGGCUGUUAUUUUCCUGCUCUAACUGGUGCUGUUCUAGUCCUGAUGAAUCACUCUGAGUGAAGGAGCAUGGAGUGCUUUAAUGGUCGUGUCCAGUAGACAGUAUGCUACACAAUAGGUAGAUCAACAAGUGAAAAUCAACUCAGAAUAAGGACAGCAGAAGCAGAACAGAUGAUGGUUACCGGUUUGUGAGAGUGUGAUUAUUCACGGUCCUGAAGCUUAGGUGUUUCUCCUCGCUCACAUGACCCCCCCCCUCAUUCCCUUCCCUCAGUCUCGAGUCUCUAGAGUCACGUUUUAUUCUCGUUAAUCAAAAGCCAAGUCUGUGAAGUUGGACUUGUGAACUCAGUCCGUACCAGACUUCUAAUGUAGCUCAUGGUUCCAGUUUGCUAAAGAAAGACGUUGCUGUGGUGGAAAGCAUCCGCUCAAGUCCUGAGAGUGUUAUUAAACAGAAUGUGUGUGUGUGUUUGUCUCAGGCAGGAGAAUGUGUCGGAGCUGCUGAAGACCAUGUUUGAGGGGGAGCGGACAGAGGCAUCGGUUGUCAACGGAACUCAAGUGCUACUUACAUUACUGGAGUCACGGAGGACAGGGCUUGAGGGGCUAAUGGAUCUCUAUUCUCAGGGAAGUGAACGGUCGUACACUGUCAGCGGCAGUAUUUUGCGUGCUAUUGAGCCUCAUCUUAAGGACUUCCAGCAACUUCUACUUGACCCUCCCAAGAAAAGUGCAAUACUGACGACGGUGGGCUUGCUGGAGCAGCCUCUGGGUAACGCCCGUCUGCACGUGGCGCGGCUGGUGGCCUCCCUGCUCCAGACCAGCGACGCCAGCCUCUGCCAAGAGCUCUGCCGCCUCAACAUCAUGGACAAGCUGCUGGAUCUCUUCUUCAAGUACACCUGGAAUAACUUCUUGCACUUCCAAGUGGAGCUGUGCGUGGCGUCCAUCCUGAACCACUCCGGCUCCUCCGAGAGCCUGGGCAGCGCUGUGGGCCUGCAGAACCACCACCAGCUGGCGUGUCCCCUGCCCUCCACAGAUGCCCCAGUCCUCGCCCCUGCCCCUGCCCAAAACAGCGUGGCGGAGCCCCCGUCACAGACCUCCGUCCACGACAUGCUGGUGGCACAUCUCUUCCAGCAGUGCUGUUUGGUGCAGAGGAUUCUGGAAGCCUGGGAGGAAAAUGACAAGAUUCAGGCGGAGGGCGGCGCCAGGAGGGGCAACAUGGGCCACCUGACGCGCAUCGCCAACACCGUGGUGCAGAACUUGGAGAAGGGCCACGUGCAGUCGCAGAUCAGCGAUCUCAUCAGAGAGCUGCCUGAGGACUGUAGGGGGCGCUGGGAGAGCUUUGUUGGGGAGACGCUGAGAGAAACCAACAGGAGAAACACAGUAGAUCUGGUGAGCACUCAUAACCUGCACUCUUCCAGUGAGGAUGAUGAUAUGGAAGGUCCAUUCCCCAAUGACCUGUCCAUCCAACAGGCUUUCUCAGACUAUCAGAUCCAGCAGAUGACUGCCAACUUCGUGGAUCAGUUCGGCUUCAAUGAUGAAGAGUUCCACGAACACGACGAGAACAUCAAUGCUACAUUUGACCGCAUUGCUGAAAUCAACUUCAAUAUCGAUGCAGAGGAAAAUAGUGCCAAUGCAGCUGCAUUUGAGGCGUGCUGUAAGGAGAAGAUCCAGCAGUUUGAUGACUGUGAGGAGGAAGAGGAGGAUAUCUGGGAGGACAAAGAGAUAAACUAUGCAACACAAGUUAAAUCUCGAUCCAGGUUUGGAGUGUGUCUGUCGUCAGACAGCGCUUCUAAAGGCGCUCUGAAGAACGGUGGACGGGGCCGCAGGUCGGCCUCUGAUGAUGACGAAGAGGAGGGGCCAAAACAGACCACCACCCCCUCUCCCACCCCCAAAGGGGCAGAGCCUCCAGAGACACAGAGCCCUGGCUGGACAGCCACGUUCAGCGAGGGAGAUGCGAGUGGGGUGAGUGUGGGCUCCAGUCCCUGGGGAACCCCCGUCUCUGAGCAGCAGAGUGCUGCCAACACACAAGACACCGGCUGGGCCAACUUCACAGAGUUCCAGCCCUUCAACAGCUCAGACAGCAGACCAGCAGACCCCGGUGCCCAGGCCAAACAGACCCCGGACAAAAACUCAACGGGCUCGGGCGUGUGGGAGGUGUGUGGGGGCAGGAAGGCUCCUCUGGUGGCCUCAGACAGCAGCAGCUCCGGAGGCUCCGACAGCGAGGAGGAGGGAGAGGAGGCGCGCAGCGGAGACAAGACUGCCGCCAAGAGUGAGGUACAGGUGCCCAUAGAGAAGCUGAGUGUGUCGGACAGCCCCAAGAAGAAAGAGUCAGGAGCAACACCCCAGCCCUCCCGAGAAACCGCCCCUGCCUCAGCCUCUGAGAACAUCACUGUGACAGACAAGAAAGCUGAAUGGCCCUCAUCAGGAGGGGUGACGCCCAAUGGGCCAGUCUGAACUGGGUAGUGAGAGGAGGGUUGAGGGAGGGGGAGGGGAGACCCUCUCUUCACCCAGCCCUUCACAGACCCACCACCUCCUCCACCUCCACCACCACCUUUCUCUGUCUGCUUCCGUCUGUCCUCCCCGUGGAAAAACAAAACAAAAGGAAAAGAAACCUUGAUGCCACUGCUGGUGUUUGGCUCAACCACGCGGUCACACCAAUGGGCCUGGACACUGCCAAUCAGCCACUAUCCGUGGAGGAGAGGAGAGGAAGCCGGAGCGCCGUCGUGUGACCCUUUGACCCCUGACCCCCAAUGACCUUCCCCUGACCCCAACCCCAGCUCAGAGCGGAGCUCCCUGGAGUUUUAACCCUUUCUAUGAGAUAUGCACAAUUUCAAUGUAGCAGCAGAGUCUCACGUGCGCCGCCACAGGACUCAACAUGACACGUUCUCAUCGUGACCUUCCGUUUUACGCUCUUAUUUUGAAAUGUUCUGCCCUUUGACUUCCUUGUUAGGACUUGCGCCCUCUAUCACACUCUGGCUCUUUUUUCCUCCCUCUUCCGUUCGCUCUCUUUGCUCUUUCUUUCUCUGUUUUUCGUUCCUUCUCUCCUCUCUUUCUUGGUUCCUCUGGUUGUUUAUGCUUUCAGUUAAGCACAGGUUACUCCACCUCAACACCUCCGUCACCACCAAUAUUACAGAAUCUGCCCCCCCCCCCCCCCCCCCCAAAAGCAGUCCCAUUCUGCCCAAUCAAAUCAUGUUCUCUUCUUUAGAACCCAAUCAGACGACAGCGCUUUAAGAAGCACUUAUGCAACGCUCUCUUUGCUGUGUAUGUAAGCACAAGAAACAAAACAAAAAAAUGGAAGUAUUAUUUUUAAAGAAAAGAAAAACAAAGAAAAAGUUUGACCUCCGGUCCAUGCGAGGGCGCUGGAGUGCUUCAGGCGUUCAACUGGGCCAAAGCAGAGUGUCCAAAUCUCCUCUAGAUUUGAAAUCAGUUGAAUGUGCUCAAGUGCUUGUUGGGAGUCAGGAGAUAUAUCCUGGGGCCAGCUCUCGAGAUGGGUCUCUCUCUCUUUCUUUCCCUCCUCUUUCUCUGUCUCUCUCUCCAUCUCACUCUCAUCUCCAUCUCGAGAGUUCGGCCUCCUUAUCAUGUGCAAUAAUAACAAUUUUUUGCCAUUUUUAUUUAAGUCAAAUUGAUUUGGUAAGUUGGCCUUCUUGGUGGCAAGUACAAAAAAUAUAUAUUUUGACAGUUCAGGUUUUAAAUUUUCUUUUUUUAAGUUUUGUCUUUUUUUUUUCCUUUCAGUUUUUAAAUCGCAUGUGAAGCAUUAUACUCAAAGCAUAUACAAGCAAUUUUUUUGAUCUAGCUAGUUAGCCAAGACCUUCUGAUUGUAUUAACUUAAGUUUGUCCAGUUGUUGCCCUAAGAAUAAUUGAUAUAAAAAAAAUGAACCAAAACAUUAUCUACCUAAAUAUAUAAUUAUCUACCUAUAUAAUGCCAACAUCUAGAAAUCUUCAUGAAAAGCAAUUUUUGAGAACGUGUGUUUUCUGAACAAUAUCAAGUUGAAAUAUUCAGCACUUGUUCUUUCGCAUUGAAAUGCAUUUGUGACGACAUUUGCCUUAAGUUUGACCCUACUUUCCCCCCCAAACUAUCCCUACCCCUUGGAGCAAAAUCCAGAGGCUACUGGGGGCCCAACCCUCAACCUGAUGAUGUGCUACCCCCCGCCCCGCCCACCCCACCCCACCCCGCACAUCCGUACGUACAGUGCACAUCCCACCCCUCGCUCAAGUCUAUUGUUAAGUCAAACAAACAAAAGAAAAGACAAACCAAGAAAAAAAAAAAAAAAGUAUAUGUCCAACCUUUUAGUCACUGUUUAAGACUGCUCCGUGGGACGUCACGUCACUGUGGUCUCGUUCUUGUGCCAUUAGGACAACGGUCAAAAUUUGAACUUAUAAAAGAAAAAAACAAGGAAAAACUGAAGAAGAAAAAAAAAUCAAGCUAAAGACUCUUAGCUGUAGAGUGACACCAUGCUCUCCUAGUAUCCACACCUUUUUCGGUUUGGUUUUCUUUUAUUUUAAAUUUAUAAUUUUUUUUUCAGUAGCAGGCCUAGGCCUACUGUUCUUCAACAGUCAUAUCUAAAGUAGCGCUAUAUGGUACCAAAUCUCUGGAUUACAACAAUGUUUCUUUCCUUUUUUUUUUCUUGAAAGUUAUUUUAUUUUGCACUUGCAGGAGUGUGAGGUGGAGACGUAUACGUCUGUGCUAUAGUGUGUGUGUGUGUGUGUGUGUGCGCGUGAGUGAGCAAGUGAGUGCGUUUGUGUGUGUUUUGUUUUCUUCUGUUUCUGCCUCGGGUCUCCCAGCAUACUGCUUUCAACAGUAUAUAUAUCUAUAUAUAUCAGUGACAUUUUCAAAAGGAAAGGAAAAAAAAAAAAAAGGUUUGUUUCCAAAGCCAAAAUUAUUGCCUUUUAUUUCUGUUGCUGUAUGUUUAAAAUCCUAUUUUUUGAAUUUAACCAAUAUUAUUUUGCAUAUUGUAGAAAUCUAAUUUAUGUGAUUACUGUAUAAGCAACCAAAAUACUGCUUUCUCUCUUAACUCCACUCCUCACUGGUCUUACUGGGGAAUUUAACGGGCAGGAAGGCAAGUCAUUUCUGCCUUCACACAGGUGUGUGUGUGCGCGUGUGUGCGCGUGUGUGUGAGGGGGAGGCUGAGGCCGUCAUCAAGAUUAAAUACAGGGUCUGUUUCGAUCAAGCCAUUUGAUUGACAUUUACACUGAGUUAGUGAGAGAUGAGGUCUACAUGAGAAGUGCCUGAAGUAGGAUUCAGUCUAACAUGGACACAGGGUACAGCACACACCAGUCACUGGGAGGGGGGGACGGACGGACACACACGCCCCCCAUCCCCUUGUGCUACGUGGCUGUGUUCAGACACUACCAAUACCUGGCGCAAGCUUAACAUGACCGGCCACGAGGAAACGAUGUUAAAACGGCUGUGGCUUACAGACGGUCUCUGAAGGUCUUUUACCUUUCAGCGCCGUCUGAUGCAGCCAGGGCAGGGUGAAGUGAUGGCAGGAAGUGACAUAGUGGGUGUGGCGUACAUGUGGACACCGUGUGGUGAGAAACUGGACCGGACUCUGAAGCCCAAGCAGUGAAGUCCUCUGGGAUACAUGUUCACUUGGGUACGACAUGGACUGGGGGACCUGCUGUCAAUCAGUUGGUGUUUAUCAGUGCAGUUCAGUGGGAAUCUAGGGAGGUUGGGGCAUGUGGAUUGGAAGCAGAGAGAUGCUGGCACAUUUGUGUUAGUGCAAGACAUGGUGGGGGCAAUUAUGUACUGGACAAAAAAAAAUUAAUGGAAACGGUCCCAUCACCGUGAGCAGAUGCUUAGAUGGCGUGGUCCUUCACGCACGUACUCAACUGGUGUUCAUUUUCUGCUUCAUAAACGGUGGCUUUACUGUGGGUAGGGGGAGGUCUAAUGCAGAAACUCCCAACUGAUUUAUGUGGUGUUAGACAUUGAGUGGAAACUCAAGACUUCUCAUGAUUCAGUCUUUGUAUGCCUUAUUUUCAAUUUCAGGGUGCGCUUGGAUGUAGCCUAUAGCCUAGAUGUAAUCCAGGUAAAACAAAACUCUGUGUGUGUGUGAAGCUUCUUUCCAACUAGGCAGACAUUUUUAGUUGGUGUGAAGGUUUCAGUCCGCAACGGACUUCGCUCCUAUGUGUGCACCACUGUGUUCUACUUGUCGCCCACGUGUUUCUGCUAUGGAAGCCGUCCACAGCAUCACCGAGCAUUACAGAAUUGGCUUCAAAUGACCACCCAGCUCUCUACACUUUUAGACAAAUAUAUGUUGUCAGUCCUUUUGUUGUUCCAGUCGCAAACCUGCAUAUUUCAAUACAAAAGGUCUGCAUGGUUUGAUUACUUGUACAUCUCUCAUGGUUAACCAGUGGUGUCCAUAAGAGCAAUUUGCACGGUUUUACCUCAAAGAGGGCCCUAAAUAACGUUAUACGUAACAUAUCGGCUAGCAAAAUUUGCCCCCAAACUAGUGCUGUUCUUUAGGUUUUCACAGAUUGAAAUAUUUCACACAAAAAUGAACUUGCUUCUGGAGGACAAAUAUCCCUCCCCCACCAUUUUAUUAGAGUAAGCGAUCAAACUGGGUUUUUGUUCUGUACAAAAAUGUUGAUAUUUAUAUAUUUUUAAUGGACCGAUAAAAUGUUAUAUUUUAUUAUAUCACUUCUUUACAGAAGACAGGCUUAACAAUUUUAUCCAUAUCAAUUUCAUUUGUCCUUUCUGGUAAAAACAGCUUAAGUCAUAGAGGGGACUUGGCAGGUCUGCAUCUGAUCAGUGAAAAUAAAGUGAGUAUUUUAAACUAAAA
Messenger RNA from Clupea harengus (Atlantic herring), 6787 nucleotides. RefSeq names its product serine/threonine-protein phosphatase 6 regulatory subunit 2-like (gene ppp6r2a). The transcript has 18 exons. Gene Ontology annotation, molecular function: protein phosphatase binding; protein phosphatase regulator activity. The coding region runs from base 468 to 2462 and encodes 664 amino acids. The record is from RefSeq and is a predicted model, not a curated record. NCBI's taxonomy places the organism in Eukaryota, Metazoa, Chordata, Actinopteri, Clupeiformes, Clupeidae. Gene Ontology annotation, cellular component: nucleus; cytosol.